AUGAGAUUUCCAAAGCAAGGGCUCCUCGUUGCCCUCUCCGCGAGUGGCGUCCGAGCCGCCAGGAAUGGACUGGCGAGAACUCCUCAAAUGGGAUGGAACAACUGGAACACCUUCGCCUGCUCCGUCUCUUCCACCCUCCUCCUCGACACCUCCAAGCUGCUCACGGAAUACGGCCUGCAGGAUCUAGGCUACAAGUACGUCGUGUUGGAUGACUGCUGGUCCUCCGGCCGCGACGAUAAUGGCAAGCUCGUGGCCGACACGACCAAGUUUCCCGACGGGAUGGGCGCUGUAGCGGAUGCACUGCACGAGCAGGGGUUUCUGUUCGGCAUGUACUCGAGCGCGGGCGAGAUGACGUGCGCAAGAUAUGUUAGCGGGGUGGAAACACAAGGUGAGAAGAGGUUGCUAAUGAGUAACGGUGGAAAUAUAGCCGGAUCCCUCGACUACGAAGAUGCCGACGCUCAGAGUUUCGCCGACUGGGGCGUCGACUACCUCAAGUACGACAACUGCUAUCACAUGGGCCGCUUCGGCACGCCCCUUAUAUCCUUCAAUCGCUUCAACGCCAUGGCAGAGGCCAUUAAGAAGACGGGUCGGUCCAUCCUCUACAGCCUGUGCAGCUGGGGCGAGGACUAUGUCCACACUUGGGGAGGAUCCAUUGCCAAUUCAUGGCGCAUCUCGGGUGACAUCUACGACUCUUUCGCUCGUCCCGACGACCUGUGCUCAUGCACCAAUGCCGCAGACCCGGCCUGCAUUGCGCCCGGCACGCACUGCUCCGUGCUGGCCAUCAUCAACAAGGUUGCGCCCUACAUCGAUCGAGGCCUCCCCGGCGGGUGGAACGACCUGGACAUGCUCGAGGUUGGCCAUGGAGGCAUGACUGAAGAGGAGUACAAAGCCCACUUCUCCAUGUGGGCAGCCCUCAAAUCCCCCCUGCUCCUCGGCAACGACCUGCGCUCCAUGACGGCCUCUUCCCUCGCCAUAAUUAACAACCCCGCCAUCAUCGCGCUCAACCAGGACCCCCGCGGCCGCGCCGUCCAGCGCAUCCUGCGCGACCUGGACGUGCCCGUCGACCGCUACGGCGUCGGCGAGGCGCAGGUCUGGAGCGGCCCCUUGGCCAACGGCGACCAGGUCGUCAUCUUCUUCAACGCCGCCGACGCGGACCUCGACAUGGCCGCCUCGCUCGAGGACGUCUUCAUCAUGGACGGCGUGGGCACCGCCCCGCAGAUCCAGCAGGACUGGGCCAUCCACGACCUGUGGGGCAGCACCGGCUCCCGCAUGAGCACCGCUGACGCCCAGGCCCUGCUGGACGCCAAAGGCGCGGACGCUCGUCGGACUUUCCUGCAGACAAAGGUCGACUGGUACAAUGCCACGGAGGUGCCCUACGCCGAGGGCCUGAACCGUCGGGAUCCGAGAUUGUUUGGCGAGCGUAUUGGUACUGUUGAGGCAGGCGGCGAGAUCAAGGUGCGCGUGCAGAGACAUUCUGCAAAGGUGUUUAGACUGCAGAGCAUUAGCGGACAGGAUUCCGUGAGGAAGAGUCUUUUGAGAGAUGAGCUUUGA
This is a messenger RNA of Trichoderma asperellum CBS 433.97, 1551 nucleotides long. NCBI's taxonomy places the organism in Eukaryota, Fungi, Ascomycota, Sordariomycetes, Hypocreales, Hypocreaceae. The record is from RefSeq and is a predicted model, not a curated record.